Messenger RNA from Amaranthus tricolor (Joseph's coat), 1048 nucleotides. RefSeq lists its product as uncharacterized. Gene Ontology annotation, molecular function: protein binding. The record is from RefSeq and is a predicted model, not a curated record. Lineage: Eukaryota; Viridiplantae; Streptophyta; Magnoliopsida; Caryophyllales; Amaranthaceae. Gene Ontology annotation, cellular component: cytoplasm. Bases 121 to 768 code for a protein of 215 amino acids. The transcript has 7 exons. Gene Ontology annotation, biological process: cell surface receptor signaling pathway; cytoskeleton organization.
AUUCAUCUUUUGUCCGUUCUUUUGUUUUAACUUCCAAUAUAAAUUCUUGCUAUUUUUUUUCUUUCUACCCCAUCUUUUUCCAAAUUAUUAGGCGCUUUUUAAAUUCGUCUCGACAGAUACAUGGAGUUGGAUCCAAAGCUUUACGAGAAUAUCGUCGUAAGUGACAGUGACAUCCACAACAUUGUGCUGUCAUAUCUCGUACAUAACUGCUUCAAAGAGUCUGUGGAGUCCUUUGUUAGUUGUACAGGGAUAAAGCAGCCGACAAAUUGUCUCGAAGAGAUCGAUAAAAGAAAAAAAAUCCUCAAGUUUGCCCUGGAAGGCAAUGUUCUCGAAGCUAUUGAACUUACAAAAGAGCUGGCACCAGAGUUAUUGGAGGAAAAUAAGGAUUUGCACUUUGAUCUUUUGAGCCUUCAUUUUGUCGAGCUUGUGUGCUUACGAAAAUGCACAGAGGCCCUUGAAUUUGCUCAGAAGAAACUGACUCCUUUUGGCACAGUCCAGAAGUACAUAGAAAAGCUUGAGGAUUUUGUGGCUUUGCUUGCUUAUGAAGAACCAGAGAAAUCACCAAUGUUUCAUCUCCUUAGCGUAGAGUAUAAACAAGAUGUUGCAGAUAAGUUAAAUCGGGCUAUACUAGCUCAUGCCAAGCAAUCGAGUUAUUCAUCCUUGGAAAGACUCAUUCAGCAGACUACAGUUGUCAGACAACACUUGAAUCAAGAAGUUAACAAGGAUGGUCUUCUUCCAUUUUCGUUAAAGGAUUUCAUCAAGAGCUAAAAUUAAAAUAACUAUUCGAAAUGUCGAGCAAAGAGCAAGCAAGAUGAACAUGGAUUCAGAUCAAGUUAUUUCAUUUGCAGAUCGGUUUUUGGAAGCUAUGCAUAAUAUAAAAGUGUAUCGACUUUCCGCUGGCUGAGCACGAAACCAUUAUAACACUGUGUACAGCUUGUAAAUUUGUCACCAGACAUUGAUUGCUGAGUUUAGCUCAUAGAAAUUCACUUUCAUCAUUGUAUUAACUUGUUAUCCUCCUUUUAUUGUCACAAAUUUUAGCGCGUUGCAA